AUGCCGAGACAUUCGACUACAGUAGCUAUCCACCUUCUUAGCAGGUUGAUGGAGCAGUAUUGGGAGAGGAAGAGGGAUUUACAUAUGGUGUUCAUCGACUUAGAGAAGGCUUACGAUAAAAUACCAAGGGAGGUUUUUUGGAAAUAUUUGGAGGCUAGAGGUGUUCCUGAUGCAUAUAUUAGGGAUAUUAAGGACAUAUGUGAUGGAGCUAAGACUCGAGUGAAGACAGUGGGAGGGGACUCAGAACACUUCCCAGUUAUGAUAGGGUUUCACCAGGGGUCAGCCCUCAACCAAUUUCUAUUUGCCUUGGCGAUCGACACUUUGACGCGCCACAUUCAAGGAGAGGUGCCGUGGUGCAUGCUAUUUGCAGAUGACAUUGUACUGAUUGAGGAGACUGGUGCGACUCAGGUAGUGGAUGAAGAUGUGAGGCUUGAUUCUCAAGUCAUCCCUAGAAGAGAAAGUUUUAAAUACCUUGGGUCAGUUAUUCAAGGGAAUGGGGAGAUCGACGAGGAUGUUACACAUCGUAUUGAGGCGGGGGUGGAUGAAAUGGAGGCUCGUUUCUAG
Molecule: messenger RNA, 564 nt
Organism: Nicotiana attenuata
Lineage: Eukaryota; Viridiplantae; Streptophyta; Magnoliopsida; Solanales; Solanaceae
Exons: 2
Coding region: 1-564 (187 amino acids)
Source: RefSeq, a predicted model, not a curated record